Molecule: messenger RNA, 2600 nt
Organism: Paramecium sonneborni
Lineage: Eukaryota; Ciliophora; Oligohymenophorea; Peniculida; Parameciidae
Source: the annotation of a GenBank genome assembly
AUGGAUAAGUUGAAUAGUUGGGAAUAUUGCAAUCCAUCAAAUUUUGAAGAUAAAUUACCUAAUCCUUACAAGUAAAUAUUUAUAUGACAAUAACAGUUUUAUAAAUAAGGUUUUGAAUACGAUGAUUUUAAACGAGGUUUAUAAUAAAAUUUUCGAAAUUGAAAAGUAUAGAGAUGAUCCAAAUUAUGAAGGACAUUUGAGAACUCUUCCUCCUUAGGGUAUAUUUGAAAUUCCUUAAUUAACAUCUAUUAGUAGAGAGAGUUCAGAUAAUUUGAUUGCUGCUGGUGACUCAUAAGGAAAUUUGAUGAUACUUGAUUUAAUUAAAAAGAUUAGGAUUGCAAAAAAAGAGACAAAUGGUAAACGUAUUUUGAUGGUAUGUUUAAGUGAUAGAGAAUAAGCUACAGACGAUUAUAGAAAUGUUUGUGCGUAUAUUUAUAAUAAUUAAUAAUAGGAUUGGAGUUAUACAUCAUAAUGAUCCUGUUGUUUAUAUAUAUCGAUAUAGAAUUAAUGAUAACAAAAUAUUACUUCAUCAUACAAUAACAAUGUCAAAAGAUAAUAAAUUAAUAAGUGAAUAUCCUGUGUAGAUAGAUAUUAGUAAAUAUUGUCAAUACAUAUCAAUCGCAUAAUUUAAUGGUUGUAUAAAAGUGUUUAGGAUUCCAGAUAUUAAAGUUGAGAAUAUAUAGAAUUCUAAUUAAUUAUCAAAUAAUAAUAGUGUGGAAUCACACAGUCCUAUUCAUAAUUAAAGUUUAUCAAAGGUUUCUAGUAGAUUCAGAGAAUUUUAAUAGAUUGGUACUUAAUAACAAAAUACUGCUAUACAAAGUUCACCUCUAGAUGUAGUUUGUACAGAAUUAUCUGAUUUGGUAUAUUAAGUAAAGUUUCAAGGUGUUAAAAAAUAAUUAAAUUAUAAUGGAAUAAUAGAAAAAAUGAAGACUGAAGGAUUUAAAGAGUAAUAAGUUUAAGAGGAGGAAAAAUAAGAUAUAAAGAAAAAAUUAUUAGCUCCCAUAAAAAAAAGUGUUGAACCCAUGAUUGCAGAAGAAAUAGUUUAUGAAGAAAAUGAUAAUUCAAUCUAAAUAAGUGAUGGAGAUUAUCCUGAAUUGAAAUUUAAAGCAUUAGUAGAAUUUGUUACUGAGAGAUUAAAUUUUCAAAAUGGAAAUAGAACUUUUAAUUCAUACAAAUAGUAAAUAUGUGUAACUGGAAUAGUAGUUGGAUGGACAAAUACUACUAUAUUAGAAAUACAUAAAUUUACAUAUCCAAGUAAAUCUGCUUUACCUGAAUAUUUGAAAUUUUAAUAAGCUUAAAAUAAUAUUCAAUAAAAAGUUAAGUAAUAAAUUGUUGAAAUUUAAAUUCUAUAUCCUUUAAGUAGUUUAGCAAUAUCAAAAAAUUCAAUUAAUUUAGGUGUAGGUUUAAAAUAAGGUAGUGUAUUUAUUUAUGAUUUAAUUUUGGAAUAAGAAAAGUUUUAUCUUGAUAAACAUGUAAGUAAUUGUACAAUCAUUAAAUUUUGUGAAGAUAAUAGAUUGGUAUCAGCAUCUUAUGAUGGAGGUGUAAAUAUUUAUGAUACUCAAGAAGGUAAAUUAUUAUGUAAAAGAACCCAUUAAUUUCGAAAAGGAACUAGAAUGAAAAUUGAGGAAUAAAAAAAAGGUUUAUGGAGAAUCAUAGGAAUGAGUGUUAGUAAUACUGGAUUAGCUGUUGCUUUAGAUUUUUAAUAAGAAGUUAGAAUUUAUGAUGUUUGGCAUGGUGAAAAAAUAGCUAAAUUAUCACCUUAAUAAGUUAUGGAUGAGAAAACAAGAAUAUGGUUAACAGAAAAACCAAUUAUAGCAUGUUUUAAAAAUGAAAUAUUAAUAUCAGCUUUUUUCAAAUUUGAUACCAAGUAAUAAACUACUUUGUUAAUUUUUAAAAUAUUUGAUAAUCUUGUUAAUUUAUUUCCUGCUCUUGCUAAUAUAUAUAGGAAAGGUGUGGCUAAAGAAAAAAUAAUGAACUUAUUUCAGAGAAUAAAUAAAUCUGAAUUACUUAAUGCAUCAUUUGAAAUACCAACUUUAUAAGGUCCUCCAUCUAAUUAAGUUAAGAAUAUUGGUUAAGAAAACAGAACAUCAUUUUAAAGACCAGGGUAUGAAUUUUAUUUUAAAUUUUAGAUCAAUUCAUAAUUCUAAUAAAAGUAAUAAAUUAAAUAAAUUACCAGUUGCUUUCAAUUAAAAUGUAAAAUAAUCAAGAGCUAUAUCUUUGAUUUAAUCAUUAUAAAAAUCAAAUUAAUCAGAAUAGUAAGUGGAUUUUAAUUCAUCAUUUUAAAGUCAUUUACCUUCCGCUUUUACAAAUAGAUAAUAAAAACGAAAUUCUAAAUAAGUUAUUCUCACUAAAGAAAUUCUUCAUCCAGAAGAAUUCCUUUUAGAAAAGGAGAAGAUUUAAGUGCCAUUUUUAGUAAAAGAUGAAUUACAAAUGGUGUAAAAUUGUAGAACUAGAAAUUUAGAAAAAAUAAUUAGAAUGGAAAAAGUUACUAAUAUGAUUUAAUAAGUUGGUUAAAAAUUAGCUAUUGAAGAGGAGAAGAAAAAACAAUAAUAGAGACAUCGUUAAUUAUCUGUUGCUAAAUGAAUUAUUUUUAUAAACCC